Molecule: messenger RNA, 1919 nt
Organism: Porites lobata
Lineage: Eukaryota; Metazoa; Cnidaria; Anthozoa; Scleractinia; Poritidae
Source: the annotation of a GenBank genome assembly
AUGGUGUUAGAGGAGCCCUGGUUCAUUGGCCUCGUUGCAGGAUUAGCAGCGUUAAUUGUGGUUCUUAUAUGUAUCCUAGUGAUAUUUUGCACUUUGUGGGCCAGGUAUUUAAGACAUUAUAUUUAUUUGCACUUGUUCGUUUUAACCCCGUGUUGGGUUUAUUUCAAAUAGUAUUUUCAGUAUUCAUCACUGUUGUAUUUCUUGAACGUGGCAAUCCAUGUUCCUAGUGGUUCUAUGCCACUAAUCCUGUUAAUGGUGUUAGGGUUAAGUCAUAUGACUGUUUGACCCUGUGUGUCCAGCAAGGAUCUUGAUCAAAGCGUCUGGUAACCGGUGCUCUGCGCGUGCUCUGAAACGGCAAUGGUGUUCCAGUCUCGCAAAGUUAAUUAAACCUUGCACUCAAAGGGAACUCUGUUAACCAACUCAAUUUGUCAGGAGAAGAUUCGUACGACAUCGAACCACCAAGGGAACAAGUCAUCGAAACAGCGCAGAUCGAAAUGACAAAUUAGCAGUGAAUACACUCAAUGCAAAAAUGGCUGCCAGAUUAAUAUUUUUUUGUCUGAAUUUAAAUAAGCCUAACUAGCCUCGUUCUCCAGUACAAAAUUCAAAAGAAUACCUUAUCUCAAGCGAGGCUAGUUGGGCUAAUUUUAAUUUAAACAAAAGAAUAUUAAUCUGGCAGCCAUUUUUGCAUUUGGUCUAUAGUGUUUUGCAUGGUGAUGCGCAACCCGUGACGUCAUUAGCUGAUGACGAUUAGCAGCAAGCAGGCGAUGAUCUACAUCACAAGUGACUUAGACUCUUCACAGCCGCUCGCGCCGGAGUCACGCAAGGCUCCCCGGCCCGAGAGGCUGCGAAGGAGACUACAAGCGACUACAUCGCAAGACAAAUUCUAAGUUACGCUGCUUCUAGAUAGCAACGAAGACAAAAACGUAAGGCUGAUAAAGGAUAUAGUGAAAACAAACUAACUAGACUAAAGAUAAACGAGUAUAGCGUAACUAGAUACUAGCUGAAAUGACAGUUUUCUUAGUGCUGUUCGAUUUGAGGGGGAAUGGUUCGUUUAAUUCUCUCAUUUCUUGCAUUACUCUAGGAAAGAUCGUAUGAGGAAACGCGAGGAACGAUUGCAAAGGCGUAUGGCAACUUUGGACCGCAGUCAGGUCUUGGUGGGAGUGGAACCUUCAAGCACUAUGUCAAGUAGUUCCGCGCACACAAAUCCCAAUUGGUAUUUAGUAGAGAAAUCACAAGAAGAAUCAGUACGCUCCUCACCGGGUACAUUAACAAGAGUAACUGGUAACGAGCCCUUCGUUGUUGGGAGGACGUUAGCUAGGUAUUCCAAAGAACUUGACAACUCAAGACCCUCUUCUGCAAAUAGAUAUGGCAGGUCUCAAAGUUCUUCAGAAUUCGAGUGGCGGCGAGGAAGUUUGCCACUCCAACCCACCAGAAUCGAAGGAGCGAAUUCAGCUGAGGAAAGAAUGGCGAGAUUAGGAAUGAUUCCACCUCGAUCUCACGAUGCUGCUGGACACUUUCCCAUGGGAUAUAUGACCGCUCCUCAUCCCAGGAAAAACGUACCAAUGAAGUAUGUCCCAAGGAGAUCCGACGGUGAUGUAUUGAUACCUGUAAAGGAGGUAGAGUUGUGGGAUUCAUCAAGUCCACCUCCAUUUCCAAUUCCCAAAGAAGACUACAAUACUGAGGGAGUCACUUGGUAUCGUUCGAAAUCCCUGGAUGGUGACAACCUGAUAAGUUCAUCAGUUUCUUAUAGUUACCCAAUAAAUGGUCCGCAAGCCCAUCAGUCUCAAAACGGAAGGGUUGUAUCAAAUUCUAAUCUUUUUCCUAGUGCUGCGAAUGCGGUGCAAGAAUAUCACCCAGCUCAGGAACCGGAGAAAUUAAAACGAAUUCAACGUGUUGGAGUACCAACUUUGCCCGAAUAA